Molecule: messenger RNA, 1914 nt
Organism: Aspergillus wentii DTO 134E9
Lineage: Eukaryota; Fungi; Ascomycota; Eurotiomycetes; Eurotiales; Aspergillaceae
Product: cytochrome P450
Exons: 6
Coding region: 249-1787 (512 amino acids)
Molecular function (GO): iron ion binding; heme binding; monooxygenase activity
Source: RefSeq, a predicted model, not a curated record
AGCGGAUGCGAAAGCAAGUGAUCCUAAAAGCAAGGCGGGAGUUGGCAACCAUUGCUCAUCGGGAUUCUGAUCCAUUGGAUCCGAGCCCUGCAAAACGCGGGAUGUAUCUGGUCAAGGUCGAGUAUAAUUAACUUGUCGAGGAGGAGAUUCUUUUGUGCAGAACACAAGAGACAAGACAGCAUAUCCAUCUUUAAUUUAUUCCAAUUGCAUAGCUCAUCUCGUCAACCUCUCCCCCGAUCACACUUCCAAUGGGUCUCCUGGUGGAUCUCACCGACAACACCUACUUUGUGCAAGGUGCUGCGGUGACGCUCGCUUUACUCCUCAUUACGGCUUUCUACCAUGAUAUUCUGGACGAAUUCAGCUAUCGGCAAUUUCCACUAGCUGGGAAGGAGCCCUGGGAGUUUACAAACACCAAAGCCAGGACGCGAUGGGCAACCAAAGCAGAGGAUAUCAUUGUUGCGGGUUUGGAAAAGGGGAUGAAGGUGUUUCAGGUAAUGACUGGCAUUUGUGCCAUGCUUAUCCUGGAUCCUAGCCUUGCCGAGGAAGUCAAGAAUGAUGAGAGAUUGAGCUUUGUGGGCAACGUGAAACAGGUUUUCUUUUCCAAUCUCCAUGGAUUCAAUGGUUUCGGGGUCAUUCAGGACGACGACAUAUUCGUUGAUGUCGUUAAGGGCAAACUCACUCAGGGUCUCAAUCAACGUAUCGUACCACUGUCCAAAGUGGCUGAAGUGACGUUGGACGAGAUAAUUCCUCGCAAAAAAGAAUGGACCCCAUUUCACUUUGCCCAGCAUUCCACCGCAAUGGUCGCCCGACUGUCCUCGUACGUCUUCCUGGGCGAGCGAAUCUCCCAUAACAAGCAAUGGCUCAACAUCGCCGUGAAUUACACCAUCCACGUCCAUGCUGCCGUGCAGGUUCUCCGGUUCUGGCCGUCGCUGCUACGACCCCUCGCGUUACGAUUCCAUCCCGCCUGUCGCACAGCACAAAACGAUCUCAAAGUCGGCCGGCAAAUCAUCUCCAAGGAGCUGGCCGACCGUGAAAACGACCCCAACUACGGCAAGGGCAAGAAAUGGGAAGAUUCGCUGGACUGGUUUGCGGAAGUGGCGGCUGGUCGUCCGUACGACCGGGCCGUGACGCAGAUCGGACUGUCGCUGGUCUCGACGCAUACGACGGGCCAGCUGUGGGUGAAUACGGUGUUUGAUCUCGCUGCGUAUCCGGAGUAUUUUCAGCCGCUGCGAGACGAGAUCAAGGCAGUGGUGGAGGCGGAUGGGCGGUUGAAACAUGCCAGUUUGCCCAAGUUGAAACUGAUGGAUAGCUUUAUCAAGGAGUCGCAGCGUCUUAAUCCGGGAGAGAUUGCCUCGAUGCACCGCGUUGCCACACAGCCCAUCAAGCUCUCCACCGGGAUAACCAUCCCACAGGGCGCCAACGUCAUGGUAUCCUCUCACUGGCGGAAGAGCCCCGAGUACUACGAGCACCCAGAAUCAUUUGACGGGUUCCGAUUUGCCAGAAUGCGCGAGAGACCCGGCGAAGAGAACCGGCACCAAGCGACCACAACCAGCGCCGAGCAUCUAGGCUUCGGACAUGGUCUGCACGUAUGCCCUGGUCGGUUCAUGGCGGUCAAUGAAAUCAAAAUCCUGUUGAUUCACAUGCUGCUCAAAUACGAUUGGAAAUACGCGGAGAAGAGGGACCGGCCGGAGUCGAUUCCCAUGGGACCAGACCUGUUGUUGGAUAAGUCAGUCAAAUUGCUCUUCCGGGCUCGUGAGCCUGAACUAGAUCUUUCGAUGCUUUAUUAGUUGUUGAUCACUUAUGUUGUGUUGGUCUUUUGGGGGACUGUGGUUUUGAUAGGAAUGCGAAGUUGAACUAUCUAUAUCUAUCUAUGAAUAAUCUUGCAGAACUCGCUCGCUUUCUAAGAGACUCCUG